This is a messenger RNA of Brienomyrus brachyistius, 6100 nucleotides long. It is a transcript of the gene znf385b, whose product is annotated as zinc finger protein 385B. Gene Ontology annotation, molecular function: nucleic acid binding; zinc ion binding. The transcript has 8 exons. The coding region runs from base 2703 to 3896 and encodes 397 amino acids. NCBI's taxonomy places the organism in Eukaryota, Metazoa, Chordata, Actinopteri, Osteoglossiformes, Mormyridae. The record is from RefSeq and is a predicted model, not a curated record. Gene Ontology annotation, cellular component: nucleus.
CCCCCACCCCUUUCUCUCGCCACGCUCCCGGACGGGGCAUGGACCUCAUCUCGGGAGUCGUUAAUGAAAGUGACACCCCGCUAUGCUCCAUAGCCCGGGCUGUGUGGUUCGCCACCGACAGCCUGGGAGUCUUUGGCGUAGGCAGGUACGCGGUGGUCCUGCCGAUGCCUUGCUGUGGGGGGCGCUCUAUGAAACAUUUGCCUUGCAAAUAUAUUCCUGACUUUUUGUCAGAUCGUCAGGUGUCGCGUGUCUGUGGUACUAGAAAGUGGGGCUGCGAUUUCUAAGCAAGUACAUCAGCGCUGGUUCCGUUUGUUCAGCAGUGAAGUGCUGCUUCUGUUUUCCGGCUCAUGUUCGUUACGUUACGAAGGUUGUCGCAGAUGCCUUCUGCAGUCCAACACGUGCACGCUGUAGACAAGCAGUUCAUGCCUGAUGCUCGCCGUGGACGGGGGGGCAGAUCGACAGAAUUUGCUCCCGUGAUGCUCCGUGGCUUGGCAGAGGGUUUGGGCUCCUCAUUAAGCGGCUGCGACACAGUGGGGGCUGCUCUUUGCUUUCUGUUUGGCGUUCGGCCUUGGCUGCUCUCACUGGCCCCGGAGCUGUGGACUGUGCGCUCUAUGGCAGCCUUACCCGGCUCCGCCUCUCCACCGCCCCCACAACCAGGAAGUUCAUCCGCCCGUUGCCCUGCCAUAGCCUAAAGAGAGCGAUAGCGAGAGCCCGGGAAAAAUCAAGCUCUGGAUACGGCUAUUUCAGGAUAGAGUGUACCUGGCCAGGAUGGCGCUUUUCACAGUCUCCAUCUUUAUGCGGACGGGAAGCCUUUCAGACACCCGUAAAGUGAGCACGCCAUUCAAUUUACGGCUCUGGAGCGAAGGCCUUUGCGUCUUAUUUUUUCAUUACGUUUGGUGAUGGGAAGGAUGUAAUGGGAAUUGAGUGCGGCAUAGCAGCCUGUCCAAAGGCAUUUCUUUAUGUGACAUAAAUAUGCCGCCUUCUGGUUUCCUUUAUUGUCAUUCAUGUUGUCAGCAGUAAAGGCUUCAAACUCCCGGAAUUACCAUGAAAAAUGCAAUGCUGGCAGCCUAUGACUGGCCUCUGAUGGCGGGAAAUCGCGAGACGGUGCUUGUGGGUUGGAGAGCGUUUAAUGAGAUUAAACGCUUUAUCAAACGAAGGUCUAACCUUAAUUCGCGUCACAGCCAUAGGCCUGAAAAACAAGAAACAAACACUUUACAGGCAUGUAAUAUUCUGGGAUGAAGAAACUUAUCUCUUGAGCAUUGAUUUCAAGUGCAGUUGUGCAUAUAGGAACCAGUAAGCCAGAUCAAAUUGAAUUCUUCAGGUCAUGCUCAGUAUUACAGCUUUUUACACUUGAGAUAGCUUGUCAUGUGUGAAGAAUAUUAAAGGGGAAAUAUUUAAACUUCACUGUUGUUCUUUCAGCAAGCCUAUAAUGAAAGAAAAGUGUCUCAUGACUCUUGAGAAGUAAAGAUAGAAUGGACAAAUGUUGGCUGUACCUUUAGAGAUGGUGACUCAAUCUAACCUGGAUAUCCUCCUCUGACAUGAGCUGCACAGCGGGAAACCACAGAGGAUAAAUAUUCAGUUUCACUGCGUAAAGGCAUUGUCUGGCACUUGGUGGCGGUAUAAAUUGCCCAGGGAAAUAACGUUUGUCAUAUAACUGGCACAGAUCCCCCGGGUGCCCGUUUACCGAGAAGCGCGACUCUGCGCUGUCGCUACUCACUUCAUUUGUCACCCCUAAUGCCUGGCCUCGUCCAUCCGCUGCCCCGUGUCUUCAGCGUCUCCCCGUGAACGUCGGUGCCAUCGUGUAGACAGUGCACCCCAGAGCAAGAAGUUGUCAGACCUCAGAAAUACUGCGUGCCAUUUCACUUGAUUAUCUUACUGCUAAAAGCUAGGAGAGGCUACAUGUUUCCCAUGUAGUAGGACUGGGUCAGUAUGUGGCUUAACCGCUUCUGUGCCUGUGUUUGGAAGCUUGCUAGCCCCCUUAGUUGGCGAGUGAUUUUACAGUUGGGCCUUUGAGUGAGACUCUUAACCCCCUAUUGCUCCAGGGACUGACAGACCCUGCUCUUAAAAAUUCUGGGUAAAACCAUUUGCUAAAUAUAUUAAAAUGUGUCACCUCCAGUCACACGACAGUACAUGUGUGUGAAUCUCUCUCAAACCCAAACAUUGGAAACCUACAGAGCCUUCCCUGAAAGGGGCCCCUCGUGGUUCGCACCCACGACUUGUGCGUGACGGGAUCUGUCAUCGGCAAAUGGCGAGAACAUGCCCCGCGUGCGCGGGCGAGCAAGCGAGCUCUCCCUCCCCGUAAAGGCGGCCGUCCGCCAGACGUGCGGCUCAUUUGUCACGUUGGGAGCGGCGAGUCGAACUGGCUGCCUUUUUUUUCUUUCUUUCUUUUUUUCCCUCUUUUUUUCCCCUCCCCUUUCACAUGCGCUCCCGUGGCUGCCUGCCUCUUCUCAGAGUGCCGCCGGUUCUGUGUGAGCUGCAGUGAACAGGGGGCUUCCCGCCCAGAUGCGAGCAGCGACCGCUGGAGUUGCUCCGAUCUUAAAGAGAGUCAUCACAAGGAGGAUUACGCUCGGGCAACGACGCACGCUGCCUCUGCCCUUCAUACGGCACGCAUUCUUGGGCACUCUCUCUACCCCCUCUCUCUCCCGCUCCUCAAAGGACACUAAAUCUGACUGGCGUCGCGUGAGUAGAAGCUGGAUAGUAAAAUGUGGACCAGCUUUCUCAGCAGAGGAAGUUCAUGCCAUAGCAACACGCUUCCUGCGCUGGUGCGGACACCUCCUCUGAUGAUGCAGUCCACGCUCGAUAUAAAACCGUUCAUGUCCUUCUCAGUGGAUACGAGUUCUCCCGCCGGGCUCUUCCCCAAUUUCAACACGAUGGACCCUGUGCAGAAAGCUGUGAUCAACCACACGUUCGGGGUCUCCAUCCCUCCAAAGAAAAAGCAAGUUAUUUCCUGCAGCAUCUGCCAGCUGCGGUUUAAUUCAGAUAGCCAGGCCGAGGCACACUACAAAGGCAGCAAACAUGCCAAGAAGCUCAAAGCACAGGAGUCUACGAAAAAUAAGCAGAAAAAUGCUUCUUCCAGGGACAAGGCAAAGACAAUCACCAGCUCCGCGGCAGGCACUGCCAACAACCCUGACCAACCAGAAAAUAACGAGGCGACCCCCACUGUGCCUAAAGCCGCCACUCUUCCUAAACCUUUUGCCCCCGCUGCUGGCGCGGUCCCGGUGCUCAGCCUCUGCAAGCCUGCGCCGGAGCCUGUGGCUGCCCUCCCCCCUGUCGAGACGCCGGCGCAGACGCCUGCAGCCACCGAUGAGUCUGAGGAGGAAAAGGCCAAGAAGCUUCUUUACUGUUCGCUAUGCAAAGUGGCCGUCAACUCGCUCUCCCAGCUGGAGGCUCACAACUCAGGUUCGAAGCACAAGACCAUGCUUGAAGCCAGAAACGGAGCCGGCCCCAUUAAGGCUUAUCCCAGACCGGGCUCCAAGCUGAAGGUCCAGGCUGCUGUGACGAAGGGGUCUGGGCUUCAAAACAAAACGUUCCACUGCGAGAUCUGCGAUGUCCACGUCAACUCGGAGAUUCAGCUUAAGCAGCACAUUUCUAGCAGAAGACACAAAGACAGGGUGGCUGGGAAACCCAUAAAGCCCAAGUACAGCCCCUAUAACAAGCAGCAACGUAGCACCAACACCUUGGCAGCCAAACUCGCAUUCCAAAAAGACCUGGUGAAGCCACUGUCGCCAGCUUUCAUUUCGGCCCCGUUCUCCGCCACGACGGUGCCCUCCAUCUCCCUGCACCCGCGACCCAACACCUCCCUCUUCCAGGCGGCUGCUCUUCCAGCCUCCUUCCUCCGAGCCGCCCCUGGACCCAUUCGACCAGCGGCGGGUUCCAUCCUAUUUGCUCCUUAUUAAUCCCUUCACCCACACUAGAGUGGAGGCCGAACCUCCUCAGGCUGAGCGACCAUUCCAGAAGGGCCUCUUCAGUGCCGUACGUCAUGCAGUGGAGGUCCCAGCUGCACCCAGAGCAACAUGGAUUCUUCCAUGACUUGACAGGACUGGGAGUGCUUCAGACGACAGUGUGUUGAUUUAGCUUAUUUUCCCUCAACGGUGUUGUCCAAGCGACUGAACCAAAUUGGAUCGACCGAGGGCUUGUACAUGUGAUACAUUAGGAAUGAAGAACAUCAAACUGCUUCCUGAAUGACUUGAAGUUCCACCGUCUUCCGAUUCAAUGACAAGUGACAGCUUCACCUACCCAUGUAAUGUGGUUUGCCACCAUCUCAUAGGACAGUGUGCAAAAUUCAAUCACAUCAUGAUGUUGUCAGGGAUUGUAUAAUGCUGUUUGGGCCUAAGUGCUGUUGUGUAUUGUUGUAGUUAAUGAGCUAUAUUUCGUUUUAUUUAUUGCCUACUGAUUCUAUGUUUUUCUCUGCACAAACACCUCAGAAGAGAACAACUCCCAGAUAGCCAUAAUAAAUCAUGUCUCAGUAAAAGUAUUUUCAGCAUAUGCUUUUGAAGGAGGUUACAGUUCAAAUUCUCAGUGGGUUGGACUGGUAACUGCAGUUAAAGUUAAAGAAAAAAGGUAACAUAUGGCAAUUAUCCAUUAUCUUACCUGCCUGUUUUUUGGCAGGGAAUUCAUUGGCCUUUCAUUACUUUGCAAUAGUGUAACAAUAGCACGUUACCUUGCAGCCCCACAGCGCAAUAAUGUACAGAUCAUUAGAUAUUUAUAUUCAUUUUAGUGUGUUUAAUGUUUACUGUGCAAGUUAAAAGAAUUGUAUUGUAUGGGGGCAGAGAUAAAGUGCUUAGAUACAGUGAUUUGUAUUUUUAGAACCUUAAAAACAUCCAUACUAAGAAUUACAAAGAGUCAUUCAUUUAAAUGUAGGAUAACUGUUUAGUGUUUAAUAUGUAUGUACAACACAAAAAGACAUCUACCUGUAAAUGUACCUUUUCAAUAAAACCGUAGAUUUAAAUUGUUUGUUCUCAUAUUAUAAAUUGAUUUUGUAUUAUAGAAUUCCAAAUAUAUAAGUACAAUUCCCACUUUGAAAAGAGUUUAUAUGAAGCUGAUCUCAGUUCAGAAAUUAACAGAGCUAUAUAAAGGUCUACAGCUGACUUGUAUUUAGUAGCAAAGCAUGCUAAUGUAAGAAGAGUAAAUUCAUAUUUUUUUCUGUAUGAUAUGUACAGUAUUUAUUUUUGGAAAAUUUUCUAUUUUGCAAAGAGUACCAAUACUGUCUUCAUUAAACUAGUUUAGAGAUAAGUAAUUGGAAGGAUUGUUUUCUAAUAAAUGGUUUCAUUUAUGUCCUUUUUUAAAACCCAAUGUUACAAUAAUUCAUUUGUAUUGGAAGCAUGUACCACUUCAGUCAACUUAAAAAAAAAUCUGUAUUUCAUGAACUUAAACGAUGUUCAAUUAACAUUUAGCCAACAGCACUUUUUGCAGAGGAAAAAAAAUGCAAAGGACACUACUCAAGAAAAACGAUGUUUACAUGCAUCAACAAAAGUGAUUCAUUCACAGUACCUCAAUAUCGUAAUUCCUGCUUUACGGAAUUUCUCUGGACAUGUUAUCUUAGGGGCAGACAUGAAAGAGAUUUUCCUCAGCUACUAAGGACUUAGAGCAAGUGCUUGUGUCAAAUGCUGUAAUAAAAGUCACCUAUUGACACCUUUGGUAGCAUGAUCAAAGACAGUAUCUUUUGUUGAAUUAAACUACCAAAAAAAAAAAAAAAAAAUGCCAUAUCAUUGUGGUUCAUGGUUCUUUUUCCACAACUAGCCAUUCUUUAUCAUCCAAAAUCUGUGUUAACUACAUAAUUAUUAUAAGUAAAAUGAAGUUUCUCGACAUGUCCUUCAAUUUCAUUUCAUAGAAAAAUACACAGCUAUUGAAGAAGGGUUAGAUUUAAUGUACCAGUAAAUUGUUUUUGAUGUUAUUCACCUCACCUAUCUAUGUGUUUGAUUUGGUGACAUUUCUGUCCCUUCAUAAAGGGCAAACGAUCUUUACUGUUUAUGAUUUUGUCUUGUGGCUUAUAGCUUAAGCAUUUUCUCAUUAAAUGUUUUAACAUCAACGUCUUCUGUUGUCAGAGUUUGGACAGAUUCAGGGUUAGACACGUAAUAUUAAAUAAAAAGAAAGAUCCUCU